This is a messenger RNA of Eimeria acervulina, 1200 nucleotides long. RefSeq lists its product as hypothetical. The transcript has 11 exons. NCBI's taxonomy places the organism in Eukaryota, Apicomplexa, Conoidasida, Eucoccidiorida, Eimeriidae. The coding region runs from base 1 to 1200 and encodes 399 amino acids. The record is from RefSeq and is a predicted model, not a curated record.
AUGGUCUCUCCAUCAGGGGGGCCCCCAAAGGGCCCCUCUACAUCUCCUCAGGGGCCCCACCAGGGCAGCAGCAGCGGUCGGGGGGCCCCUAAUCCUGAUGUUGUUAGAGGGGCCUCUCCUUCUAUUUCAACUACUGAUGAUUCGUCUCGUCGAGACUGCAGCCCCUCAUGGGCCCCUCCUCCAUAUCCUUCUUCUCAGAUGGGGGGCCCAAGGGGGCCCCCAUGGGGCCCCCAGGGUAAACCAGCAGCAGCAAGGAGCCACAAGGGGGGGGCCCCCCUACACUCAGCAGUGUCUGUAGAGGGUGUGGGGCCCCACAUAAGCUCCAGGAGGCCUGUAGAGGGUUCACUUAGCCUUAGGGGCCCUCGGGGGGCCCCCCAUCGCUCUACUGGGUUUUCUUCUGCUGCUGCUGCUGCUGCAUCAGCAGCAGCAGCAGAUAGCGAGGUGUACGUACACCUGACAGAUGGCGAAUCUGCUAGCAGCGCUGAUGAAGGAGAAGAAAUGAGGGUUCGUGCGGGGUCGUCCAACGAGUGGAGCUGCAGUAAUGCAACUGCCCAGCAAGCCCAUGAUGAGGAAGUGCUCAGCUUCCCCAAAAAGAACUUCGCCCUCAUGGGGUGUCUUGAUGGUGUUUGUGGCAUUAUGGCAGUUGUUGGAGGCGUUCACACUUCGGAAGUUGUGCCUCUGAAUGAGUUGUGGAGACGCCUGGUAGAUGGGGGCCGCUGUCUCCUCGGAGUUAAUAUCAUCGUGCCUCCUGUCUGUGGCCCGGACAUGGGCUUGGCCUGCGACUCUUGUCAGGGGGCUUGGGUUGAAGUCGCAGUGUAUAUUAUCUUCAACUUGAUAUACAACGUCUGCUCCAUGCUGGUCCUGAAGCACUGUGGGGCGACUGUUUUAUUCCUUAUAAUGACGGUCCGCCUUCCCUUGACCUCCAUGGCCUUCUACUCGAAGCUCAUUGUGGGCGACAGCGCAGUUCCUGCAAAGCCGACGGAUUUCUUUGGCUUGCUGGUUUUGCUUGUGGGGCUUCUCGCGUUCCGCUUGGGAGGGCACAAGACUGCCUGCUUCUCUGAUGAAGAAAUGCCUACACCUCGGGGUCGCAGGCGACAGCGCCAGCCUGAGGUUUAUACACCGCCAAACCCUCAGCCCGAUGCGCCUGAAGAGGGGGGGGGCCCUGGGGGUUUGUUUGUUGGGGGCCCCCGAAGGCGAUAG